Molecule: messenger RNA, 1615 nt
Organism: Carassius carassius (crucian carp)
Lineage: Eukaryota; Metazoa; Chordata; Actinopteri; Cypriniformes; Cyprinidae
Product: ribonucleoside-diphosphate reductase subunit M2
Exons: 10
Coding region: 210-1367 (385 amino acids)
Biological process (GO): deoxyribonucleotide biosynthetic process
Cellular component (GO): cytosol
Molecular function (GO): ribonucleoside-diphosphate reductase activity, thioredoxin disulfide as acceptor
Source: RefSeq, a predicted model, not a curated record
UUAUUGGCUGAGAAUGAGCGCCAAGAAUCGAAUAUAAAACAACCUCUGGCGUUUAACCUUCGUUUUCUUUCUUUCAGCUGGGCUUCACCUGUUAGAUCUUUAAGCUUACGCUUUCCAUUUUAUUUAUUUUGCUGACUUUGUUUUAGAAGUUGUUCAUCUUUUUAACUUAUCCUCAUUUUCUGUUUGACCUAACACUUUAAGCUUUAACAAUGCAGUCAACUCGCUCUCCACUGAAAACUAAGAACGAAAACACAAUUUCUGCCAAAAUCAACAACAUGUCCUUGGUGGACAAAGAAAACACGCCGCCCAGCCUGAGCUCCAGCAGGAUCCUGGCGUCCAAAACGGCGCGCAAAAUCUUUGAUUCAGAGGAGCAGACAAAAGCUAAGAAAGGAGCUGUGGAGGAGGAGCCCCUUCUGAAGGAGAACCCCCACCGCUUUGUCAUUUUCCCAAUUCAGUACCAUGACAUCUGGCAGAUGUACAAGAAGGCAGAGGCCUCUUUCUGGACUGCAGAGGAGGUUGACCUGUCCAAAGAUCUUCAGCACUGGGACUCCCUGAAAGACGAGGAGAGAUACUUCAUCUCUCAUGUUUUGGCUUUUUUCGCUGCGAGUGAUGGCAUCGUCAAUGAGAACUUGGUGGAGCGAUUUACUCAGGAAGUCCAAGUGACUGAAGCCCGUUGCUUCUACGGUUUCCAGAUUGCCAUGGAAAACAUCCACUCUGAAAUGUACAGUCUGUUGAUUGACACCUACAUAAAAGAUCCCAAAGAGAGAGAAUUUCUCUUCAAUGCCAUUGAGACCAUGCCUUGCGUAAAGAAGAAGGCCGACUGGGCGCUCAACUGGAUUGGUGACAAAAAUGCACAAUACGGGGAGAGAGUGGUGGCUUUCGCUGCUGUGGAAGGAAUCUUCUUUUCUGGGUCUUUUGCUUCUAUUUUCUGGCUAAAGAAGAGAGGACUCAUGCCGGGACUCACCUUCUCCAAUGAACUUAUCAGCAGAGAUGAGGGUCUACACUGUGACUUUGCCUGCCUCAUGUUCAAGCACUUGGUCAACAAACCUUCGGAGGCAACCGUAAAGAAAAUCAUCAUGAAUGCAGUUGAGAUUGAACAGGAAUUCCUGACUGAUGCUCUGCCAGUAAAGCUUAUUGGCAUGAAUUGUGACCUGAUGAAGCAAUACAUUGAGUUUGUGGCUGAUAGACUUCUGCUGGAGCUGGGAUUUGACAAGGUCUAUAAAGUGGAAAAUCCUUUUGACUUCAUGGAGAACAUUUCCUUGGAGGGGAAGACCAACUUCUUUGAGAAGCGAGUCGGCGAGUACCAGCGGAUGGGAGUCAUGUCCGGACCCACCGAUAACACUUUCAGGCUGGAUGCUGAUUUUUAGAGUUUUCUUACGAGUGCAUGAAUGGAAGCAAACUAUGAACUGUUUGGACUCUGAGGAGAUUCGACCUCACUUAUUUCUACAGUUUGUUUAAUUCAUUUUUUUUUUUUUUUUUUUUUUUUUUUACUUUCACUUUGGUUUUAAUCUAGUAUUAAAAUUGUCUUUUUAUUUUUGUUGUUUUAAAUAAUAAUAAAAAGAAACUCUGCUGCUUUUUCUUUGCUUUGCCUUUUGGGCAUGGUAAAGAACUGAAA